AUGGAUAAUAAAAAAGAUUAUUUAUUAUUAAAUGUGCAACAGGAUCCAAACGAUGAUACACCGAUUCACCCCUCGAUUACCCACAGAAGACAUAACAAAAAGACAUCACACCACGAAAGAGCUCUUAUGAGUAAUUUCGAAAGUUUAGACUUCUCCGAAAUAGAUAAUAUCUUAUUACGUCAAUAUAAUUCAAGACAAAAGAAAAUUCAUAAAUUAUUUAAAACCCUUGGUAAAUGGGUUAUCUGUACAUUAAUUGGUAUUUUAGUUGGUAUAUUUUGUUAUUGCUUAAAAGAAUCAGUGGAUCAAUUGCAAAAAUUAAAAUAUAAUUAUUCAUCAAUCUAUAAACCAUUUUUUAUUUAUUUGGGAUUCAAUUUGUUAUAUGGUAUAGUGUCAUGUUUAAUUGUGUGUUUUUGUGGUCCAUUAUCAUCAUCAUCAGGUCUACCAGAAGUUAAAGGUUAUUUAAAUGGUAUUAGAAUUUCGAAAGCAUUCAAUUUAAAGACUGUUUUGGGUAAAAUCACAUCUUUAAUAUUCUCAUUUUCAUCAGGGUUGGUUCUUGGUCCAGAAGGCCCUAUGUUUCAUAUUGGUUCAGGUUUAGGUAGCUCAAUGAGUCAAUUUAAAUCAAAAACACUUAGAUUUCACUUGAGAUCAUUUUGGGUUUUUCAAAAUGAUAGUGACAAACGUGAUUUCAUAAGUUGUGGUGCUGCUGCUGGUAUUGCCGCUGCUUUUGGUGCUCCAAUAGGUGGUGUAUUAUUCGCUCUCGAAGAGGGCUCAUCGUUUUGGUCUCGUCAAUUAACUUGGAGAACUUUUUUUAGUUGUUUAAUUGCCACUUUAAUUGCAAAUCUUUUCCUCCAGGGUUUUGGUGUCAAGAUUCACGACUAUGGUGUUUUAACAUUUGGAGUUUCAAAGUUCUACCUGUAUACAUAUACCGAGUUAAUACCAUUUAUAAUUAUGGGUAUUAUUGGUGGUAUUUUGGGCGCAAUUUUCGUACACUUUAACCUCCGUAUCAACCAUUUAAGAAAGAAAUUAUUGGGUACCAAUAAACUAUAUAAGCUUUUAGAGGUUAUCUUUUUUGUUAUUCUUACAUCUACAAUCUGCUUCUUCCCAGCACUUUUAGCAAACUGUAGACCGGUUAGUGGUAUUCCAACCAAUUCAUCUGGUAGUUGUGACGAUGAUAUCAUUCAAAUCAAUACUAUUCAAUUUAAUUGUCAAGAAGGUUAUUAUAAUCCAUUGGCCACUCUCACAAUGACAACAUUAGAAGAUGCAUUACAAAUUCUUUUCAGUAGAACCACAAAUAUCUUUACCCCUCUCACUCUUUUUGUUUUUACAGUUUUUUAUUUUGUUUUAACAACUUUAACCAGUGGUCUUUAUAUUGCAAGUGGUAUUUUUAUUCCAAUGAUGUUAAUUGGUAGUGCAUGGGGCCGUCUUUUUGGUUUAUUAAUUUCAGAGUACUUUACCUCAGUAGAUCCUUCUAUCUAUGCAUUGAUUGGUGCCGCUAGUAUGAUGGCUGGAAGUUUAAGAAUGACAAUUUCAUUAGUAGUCAUUAUCGUUGAACUUACCGAAACCACUCAAUAUUUACUUCCAGUAAUUACUGUGGUUAUGGUCGGUAAAUGGGUAGGUGACGUUUUCAAUGAGUCUGUUUAUGAACAUCUCAUCGAAUUCAAGCAUAUUCCAUACCUUUCAAGUCAACCCGCUUACCAUUUAAGAACCAAAACUGUUGCCGAAGCUAUGUCAUCCGAUGUAAAAUCUUUCCCAGAAGUUGUUAAAGUUAAAACUGUUAUCGAAGUAUUAGAAACCAGUACCCAUAAUGGAUUCCCUGUAACAAUGCUACCAAAACUUCACGAACCAACCUCAUCAAUCUCUGAAAUUCUUUGUGGCCUAAUAUUAAGAAGCCAACUAUCAAUUUUAUUAAAAAGAAAAAUAUUUUAUUCGCUCGAUGAAUUAACAAAUAUAGAUUUUAUUAAUGAUAAAGGUUAUGAUUUACCAAUUGACCAUGCCGAUUUCCAACAAGAGUUAGCUUCAAAAAUACCCUCGAUAUCUCUAAUUUUAAAUGAUAUAUCUCAAGAAGAUCACGAAAAAUAUAUAGAUUUAAGACCUUAUAUGAAUUUUGCAGUUGUUAGUAUUAAAAAUUAUAGCUCCUUAACAGAAGCAUACCGUCUUUUUAGAUUAGCAGGUCUUAGACAUAUAGUCGUUGUAAAUGUAUUCAAUCACGUUGUUGGAAUGUUAACCCGUAAAGAUUUAACUUAA
Molecule: messenger RNA, 2244 nt
Organism: Dictyostelium purpureum
Lineage: Eukaryota; Evosea; Eumycetozoa; Dictyosteliales; Dictyosteliaceae
Exons: 4
Coding region: 1-2244 (747 amino acids)
Biological process (GO): transmembrane transport; chloride transport
Cellular component (GO): membrane; intracellular membrane-bounded organelle
Molecular function (GO): voltage-gated chloride channel activity
Source: RefSeq, a predicted model, not a curated record